AACCACCCCCACUAGAAUCAUUGCCUUGUCAUACUUACAAACUUCACACAAUUAAGUCCUUUUUCCCCUCUGAAAAUUAAGCAGCUUUAGAAGAUCAGAUCAGAUCAGAGCCAUUUUGUUUUGCUGGGAAAAGCUAAUUGUGUUACACAGUCCAAUUAAAAGCAUGGGGAAUUGCAUGCCCAGAGAAGCAGGUGAGAAAAGAGAUGAGAUUAUUGAAGAAACUGCAGAAGUGAAAAGAGAGGGGGAAAAUGAUGGUAAGAAGAAGCUGAGGAUAAAGAUUGUGGUGACAAAGGAUGAGCUGGAUUGGCUGGUUUUUCAGCUGAAGUUUAGGGAAGGGAAGAGUUUAGAAGAUGUUUUGGGGGAGUUGGAGAGAGGGAGAGGCAAAGCUUCAAGCUGGAAACCUUCUCUUCAGAGUAUCAGUGAAAGCCCUGCUGAAGUGCAUGCCUAUGCCUGAGAUUUUAUAUGGUUAGAUAGAGUAUGAUGAGUGCUUCAGUACUACCCAUUUUCUUCACUUUCUUCUCUCUGUAGAAUGUAUAAUGUAUAUCGAGUUGAGACCCAUGUUUGUAAAUUCAGAUUUUGCUUUUAUUUAGUUGUCACUAAGUAGAAGCUUUUCGUGUUGUCU
This is a messenger RNA of Ipomoea triloba (trilobed morning glory), 622 nucleotides long. RefSeq lists its product as uncharacterized. The transcript has a single exon. Bases 164 to 454 code for a protein of 96 amino acids. NCBI's taxonomy places the organism in Eukaryota, Viridiplantae, Streptophyta, Magnoliopsida, Solanales, Convolvulaceae. The record is from RefSeq and is a predicted model, not a curated record.